This is a messenger RNA of Drepanopeziza brunnea f. sp. 'multigermtubi' MB_m1, 1368 nucleotides long. RefSeq lists its product as uncharacterized. The record is from RefSeq and is a predicted model, not a curated record. Gene Ontology annotation, cellular component: endoplasmic reticulum membrane; plasma membrane. Gene Ontology annotation, biological process: endoplasmic reticulum membrane organization. NCBI's taxonomy places the organism in Eukaryota, Fungi, Ascomycota, Leotiomycetes, Helotiales, Drepanopezizaceae.
AUGGAUUCACUCGCCCUCGCAGCAAGGGUGUCAGGCCUCACAGGGACGUGUCUCAAAGUCGCCAGCUCACUCCAUGACCUUGCAUCCAAAUAUCCAACAGCGAGACGCAAGCUCACCGAGAUGUCGGCUGAAUGUGCUUCUGUCGCGGCUUCAUUGACGCAGUUGCAGAGCUUCGUGCUCCAGGAUACGGCUGUGGUAGGCAAAACUGACGCACUCCUCAAGAUUGACACCUUCAUCAAUACAUGCAGGGUACUGUUCUCCGGCUUGGAUGAUAAAAUAGAAAAUUUGAAGUCGGGUACAGCAUCGAGUAAGCCGUGGAAUUUGUGGAAUAGCCGAGUCAACCUGCAGCUCGGAUGGGGUGAAGUGGACAUGCAGAACUCGAUCGAGGAAAUACGAGGGCAGCAUGGAGCGCUCGAGGUUAUGAAGGAGCUCCUGAAAAUCAUCUCAUCCGAAUCAAACUCCCAGCAGGUCAAAAAACCAAAGCAGGCGACAGGGCGAGAAGCGGCUAGCUCUGAGACUCUUCAGCUUGAGAAGUCCGGUCAGGGUAGUGCAGCUUCAAAACCAGGCCAUAAUCCUCUAGGUGGUGGCUACAAUUUCAACUCAAAAGAGCCCCGAAGGUUUUUGUUCGAUGAUGUCCUCGCUCAGUCUAAGGCAUAUCGGAGAUUUCUUGGCACGCCCCCUCCAAGAAUCGAGCGGGAGAGGUCACUGCCCAUAGCAGGCAUAUCUCCAGAUGAAAAGAAGCAGCCGGGAAGCAGUUUUCCUGAGCCGGGAUUUACAGUAAACUCGAACUCGGACAGCGCCUUAGACCGAGACGACGAGCCACCGGAAUACAGCCCCUACGAUCCUUCCCAGGCACCGCCGAAGGCAAACAAUAGUCUUACGACUGACACGACAGCGAUGUUCAAGGGCUCGAAACCAGAGACACCACAUCCAACACCGAGCGACAGGAUCCCGCCAACAUACGUACCUGUUUCCGGGCCACAGCCGAGUUUCCCUGUCGAGCCGUCCCCCACGUCCAUAACGUACACCACGCCCGUGAGCAGAGAGACCUCGGUUCCCGUGCGUCUCUACAAUCCCAAUCCAGGACGGGUCCACUUCCGCGUACGAACGUCUGCGCCGAAGAGCUAUUGCGUCCGUCCUAAUCGCGGAUGGAUCGAGGCUGGAUCGACCAACAUCGUCAGCUUUGUCGUCGUGCUGAGCCACCAACCGACACUCCCCCGGGGGAGGGGCGGAGAUAAGUUUCUGAUCGAGAGUAUCUUGGUGGACGAGGGCGAGGAGUUCCAGUGGGCGCGGGAUGUGGAGAGAAAGCGUGGGGAGAUUGCGAGCGUGAAGCUCCGCGUGGACUACGUCGAGAAAGGGGCGGAUUAA